Messenger RNA from Purpureocillium takamizusanense, 897 nucleotides. It is a transcript of the gene RPS8A, whose product is annotated as ribosomal protein S8A. The record is from RefSeq and is a predicted model, not a curated record. The transcript is spliced from 3 exons. NCBI's taxonomy places the organism in Eukaryota, Fungi, Ascomycota, Sordariomycetes, Hypocreales, Ophiocordycipitaceae. Gene Ontology annotation, biological process: maturation of SSU-rRNA from tricistronic rRNA transcript (SSU-rRNA, 5.8S rRNA, LSU-rRNA); translation. The coding region runs from base 93 to 713 and encodes 206 amino acids. Gene Ontology annotation, molecular function: structural constituent of ribosome. Gene Ontology annotation, cellular component: cytosolic small ribosomal subunit; ribosome.
AACAUCGUCCCCCGUCGAAAAGUUCACUCCUCCCACAUCCGCCGACAAUUCGAUUGCACUGGUGAUUAUACCAUUCAUCAGAGCUCGCAAUCAUGGGUAUCUCUCGCGACUCCCGCCACAAGCGCUCCGCCUCCGGUGCCAAGCGCGCAUACUACCGGAAGAAGCGCGCUUUCGAGGCUGGCCGCCAGGGUGCCAACACCCGUAUCGGCGCCAAGCGCAUCCACACCGUCCGCACCCGCGGCGGUAACCACAAGUACCGCGCCCUGCGCCUCGACUCGGGCAACUUCGCCUGGGCCUCCGAGGGCUGCACCCGCAAGACCCGCGUCAUCGUCGUCGCCUACCACCCCUCCAACAACGAGCUUGUCCGCACCAAUACCCUGACCCGCUCCGCCGUCGUCCAGAUCGACGCUGCCCCCUUCCGGCAAUGGUACGAGGCCCACUACGGCCAGCCCAUCGGCCGUAGACGCCAGAAGGCCCAGGCCGCCAAGGAGGGCAAGGUUGAGGAGGAGACCAAGAAGAGCAAGGCCGUCGAGAAGAAGCAGGCCGCCCGCUACGCUUCCCAGGGCAAGGUCGAGCCCGCUGUUGAGAAGCAGUUCGAGGCUGGUCGUCUCUACGCCAUCAUCUCCAGCCGCCCCGGCCAGUCCGGCCGCUGCGACGGCUACAUCCUGGAGGGUGAGGAGCUUGCCUUCUACCAGCGCAAGCUGCACAAGUAAGCGAGCCGAAAGGCCGCUGUCGGGAUGGUGCGGGGCCGGAGGGGGCACGAUGUGUGGCCCUUUGGUAUGGUGUUCAAGGAUUUUCUCGCUGUCUUGUCGUUUCAGGGCAUGAAGAGCUUCAUAAGCAUCGGGACGGGUCCAUAAGGAAUCAAAAAGAUAUUUCUCACAACCAAGACAUUAUGAC